Messenger RNA from Coniosporium apollinis CBS 100218, 489 nucleotides. RefSeq lists its product as uncharacterized. Lineage: Eukaryota; Fungi; Ascomycota; Dothideomycetes. The coding region runs from base 1 to 489 and encodes 162 amino acids. Gene Ontology annotation, biological process: polyketide metabolic process. The record is from RefSeq and is a predicted model, not a curated record. The transcript has 2 exons.
AUGGCGAACGACAUACCCUGCAAGAUCACAACCACCCAAACGGCGGACGAAGAGAAAAACAUCGCCGUCGCGAAAGAAUACAUGAGUAUAUCCUACUCGCCCAAGAACAACAAAGGCCGCUCCUCCGUAGAGCACCUGUGCACCUCAGACGCCUGGUUCUACGCCCCGACCACCUUCCCCGACUGCAAGACACCCCUCGACUACGCGGACUCGCACGCCAAGGUCAUGGCGAGCGUCGCGGACCUACACAUCAAGUCUUACGACAUCGUCUUCGCGAAGGACGGGCACGUGCUGCUCAAGUAUUCGGCUGAGGGCAGCCACUGCGGUGAGCCGCAUAAUGGGAUCGAGGCGACGGGGCGCAAGGCGAGCUGGGAGGCGGCAGCGAUAUUCGAGAUUAGGGACGGGAAGGUGCAUAGUUUUACAAAGCAGUGGGAUAAGUUGAAUAUGUUCAAGCAGUUGGGGUGGAUGAAGGGGGAUGAGUAUGUGUAG